Messenger RNA from Chenopodium quinoa (quinoa), 1176 nucleotides. RefSeq names its product trafficking protein particle complex subunit 1-like. The record is from RefSeq and is a predicted model, not a curated record. Gene Ontology annotation, biological process: endoplasmic reticulum to Golgi vesicle-mediated transport. The transcript is spliced from 5 exons. Gene Ontology annotation, cellular component: TRAPP complex. NCBI's taxonomy places the organism in Eukaryota, Viridiplantae, Streptophyta, Magnoliopsida, Caryophyllales, Amaranthaceae. Bases 187 to 696 code for a protein of 169 amino acids.
CAUAUGUUUCGGGGUGGGGUGAUGUUUGUCAUCUAAAGGCUCUAAAAUCUUGAGCCCACCUUGGUUCCAAAUACAUCAACACCAAAAAUCACUCAUCAUCUCCUCCUCCUCCUCUCUCUCACAUCUGGGCUAGCUCAACUCCAUUGUCAAAUACUACUAUUCUGUUAAGUUUUCAGGAGAGAGAAAAUGCAGUUUUUUGGAACAACAGAGAUAAACCCAUCACCACCGGCGGUAACAGCGUCAGGAAACAAUGCACACAUGAUGUACAUUUUCAAUAGAAAUGGGGUUUGUUUGCUUUACAGAGAAUGGAAUCGUUCACUUCAUACUUUGGAUGCUCAGCAAGAUCAGAAGCUCAUGUUUGGUCUCCUUUUUUCCCUCAAAUCUCUCACUGCUAAAAUGGAUCCUGUUAGUGCCGAUAAGGUUAACCUUGGGGUGCCUCAAUUGCCUGGCCAGGGGUGUUCUUUUCACAGCUUCCGCACCAAUACAUACAAACUUAGUUUCAUGGAAACUCCAUCAGGAAUAAAGCUUAUCUUGGUCACUCACCCUAGGACUGGUGAUCUACGAGAAUCAUUGAAGUAUAUUUACAACUUGUAUGUUGAAUAUGUUGUCAAGAAUCCACUUUAUACUCCUGGAACUCCAAUCAAGUACGAGCUGUUCAACUCUACUCUAGACCAAUAUGUUCGAGGCCUGGGUUGAUGUCCAGAAGUCAGCUGAAUCAGAAUUCACAUCUAAUGCACCAUCUGAAUAUGUACUUGCUUCUUUUACGACAUGAAGUGACCUGGCAAACAAUUUCCAAGUGUGAAUUCGUUAUCUUUGUGUUCUGCAAAAUAUUAAUGUGAAAGUGAGCAAGAAAAUUUAUGGUGGAACAAGUAGAGUCGCUCUUUGUGCUUGUAUAUUGUCAGAUUCUCAUAUAUGUUGGGCUUCCAACAGAAAUUUGUAAUGCUGUUUGGUUAAAUUUGCAAUAGUGUCUGUUCAGAUAUUGCUGAUAUAAUAGAUGUGUUUUGGUUACUGGUAAAUGGUAACUGAUAAGCACAUCGUGAUGCAGAUAGCAGAGUCUUUAUUUACAAGAAUUUGAUAGAUAUUAUUCAAAGAUGCAAAUGACAUUUAUGUAAUAUACAUGCACGAUGAAUGUACGGAAUAUUACACUAUGAAUAUGAGAAACACAUCUUACAUAAA